UUUUUUUUCUAAACAAAGUGUCACUUUCCCAUGUGCUUCAUGUCUUCACGUGAACAGUCUCGCUGCUCUCGAUUUGUUUGCAGAUGCGGACAAGGCAGAAAGUUGUGAGCAACUUUUCAACAGUGACUAAGGGAGCGUCAUCAGCGGCCAAACCCAGAGCUGCGCUCAAACAAGUUUUUCUCAACCAGGGAGUGUCAGACAGGAACCUCACGGCCGAGGAAAGAAGUCAGCUGGAUGUGUUGAAGCAGGAGCUGGAGACCUUCGCCGUGCCCAUCAGCCUGAAGUGGAGAUGGAGGGAGGAAAGCCACGGAAGUAUGCUGGAGAGGAACUGGACAGAGAUCGUCAACUCGCACUCGAUCAUGACCCGAAUGCAGAGGCACCAGCAGGAAGCCAUGUGGGAGUUUGUGCUCACCGAACUCAACUACAUCAACAGACUGAUUGUCAUCAAAGACUUGGUUAUCGCAGCUCUGGUCAACUUGCACCUUCGCGGCUUCCUCCAGGAGGUGACCCCCGAGCGGCUUUUCUCCAACCUUCCCGCCAUCCUCAGCGCACAUCAGCUCUUCUGGCAGGAAGUGAUCUAUCCCAUGUUACAGGAAGUCCGCAUGACGGGCAAACCUUUUAACCCAAUGGGCUUAAACGCGGGAUGCCUCCAGUUCCGCGAACGCUUCUCGCCGUACUGCCAUUACUGUGCGGAGGAGGAAAACAGCUUCGAGUUUGCACGCCUGCAAAUGGAAAGCAACCCGCAAUUCCUCACAUACGUGCAGUGGGUGGAGACCCACCCGCAGUGCGCGCGGAUGCGCCUCGGCGACAUGCAGGCCAAACCCCACCAGAGGAUCACCAAGUACGCCCUCCUUCUCAAGGCGGUGCUCAAGACCACCCAGGAACCUCCUGUGCAGCGCAGCCUGCGCGGCAUGUUAUCCAGCGUCAACACCUUUCUGGAGAGCAUCAACGACUACCUGAGGCUGAAGGACGAGGAGGCGGCGCUCUCGCUCUCCGCUCAGAGGCUGGAGGGAUACGAAAUGGAGGGAAUCAGCGAGGAAAUUGACAAGCAUGUGCGGGAGAUCUGCCAGUUUGACCUGACCUGCCCCAUCGUCGGGGUCGGUCACGGCAUCGUCCGCAAGUUGCUCCUGGAAGAGAACCUGAAGGUCCGUGGCAGGAAAGACAGCAAGCUGGAGGUGGUGGCUCUUCUGUUCACUGAUGUGCUUCUCGUGACCAAAGUGCAAAAGAAAACCGAGAGACUGAAGGUGGUUCGGCCCCCUCUGGCCUUGGACAGAACGUACUGCAUUGCGCUCAAGGAUAACUGUUCCUUUCUUCUGGUGGAGGUCGGAGAACUUUGGUGUCCCGUCAAUGUCUACAUCUUCACAGCCGGUACCUCGGAAAGUUGCUCCAGUUGGGUGUCCGCCAUUCAUCAGGCAAAGGUGAUACUGAGGACCAUGAGGAGGGAGGGCGAUAGUAGGCAGUCGUCGGUAAAAAAAACAACAUCCGCCGCGGUUGACGAGACGUACGCGCUGAUCUCGGAAGAGGAAGGCUUUUCGGACCUCGGCCCCCGUAAACGGGAAGUCUCUCAGUUGGUAAACGGCGCCCAUGCGUCGAAACACGCGUCGGAAAAUCCCCACAAGCACUUUGAAGUCUUGCCUCAGAAAUUUGUCCUCAAAGACUUUGGUUGCAGAGGAGGAACGGAAAGUAUGAUCCAUCGAGAGUCUUCAACGAAUGCUCGGAAACCCGGCGCCCAAUCUGUUCCUGAUCUGAACGAAGCCCACAUGCGCGGAGACGUCAUCAUCCCGUUGCGACGCGUCACCAGCAGACCGAAUACUCUGGUACCAGGCGGAUAUCCGGAUGUUGACUACCCGACGGAUGAGUCGACCACUUCGUCGGCUCCCGACCAAAGACGACCAUCUGGGAAGGGGACCGCGUUCCUUGCAAAUACCAGGAUAGUCAACUCGCAAUCCGUCAAUUAUUCCAGGGAGAAAAACCACAAUCCCGCAAUCUUUGACGGCUCGGCGGAGUCCAAAGCCUUGGCAAAAUCUUUCAAGUCUCCGGUUUUACAAAAGAGGAGGACGCACAAUGGCCACCAAGGCCUCCCCGCGCGCUCGGCGUCCAACAACUCGUCCUCCAACUCGGACUCUGACUGCGGCGUGAAUCCAAAGAGCUCCAAAUCUCACUUUGUGCUGAAGCUGGGCGCCCUGAAACCCACCAGGGGCAGUUUUUGGACCAGCGUUCCGAUCGCGUCGCCGGACGCCGAGAUCUUUUCCGAAUCGGAACUGACGACCCGUGGCCUUCAGAAUAAAAAGUCCAGACUGAAAACUCAGAGGAGCGCGUCCAUUUCCAACAUGUCAAGUCAAGAGGAGCAGCGAGUCCACUUUGCGGACGGCCCCGCCGGCAUGUCGGCUUCCGCGGCGUCUCUCGAGGAUCUUCUCCGGCGGGCCAAAGGUCGAACGAGAGACGGGGAAACGGUAAAGAGCCGGAAGCUUCCUGGGUCUCCUUUGACGUCCUCGUCGCCAUCGCGCUCCGCGAGUGACGUCGACAGAGAUGGCGAAUGGGAGGAGGAGGUGCGGCUGCAGAGGCCUCGAGUCCUCACGGUGAGUCGAAGAUGGAAGGAGCAGCUGGUGGACGGCGACGGCAACGACAGGCUGGACAGUCCAAUCCCUUCGAACGGCAUCAAUGUGGACUGGCCCGGCUGGUGCUUCGACGACGACAACGAUGACGAGCUGCAGGAGGAUUCGGCGCAUCGAAGGACCCCAGGAGUCCUGGAGGACAUCAAUCAGUCUUUGAUCUUGUGGCAUCUUUCCGAGCAGGAAGACAAUUUCUGCAGCCAGGUGUGAAACUUGACCGCUCCGUGACAAAUAGUCAUGACGACAUGUCUGACAUCGAGAGCGCCAUCUUUGCUUUUUUUUUUUUUUGGCCACCUUUGCAUUUUGGGGCAGAAUCACACAGUUGUCUGUCUUGGGUAUGAAUUCGUGUAACUUAUUUAUGGAGGUAAUAUAAAUCGCGCUUUUGCUGUUAUUUGUGUAAAUAUAUUUUUAAAACGGAUGUACUGCAGUAUUUUUGUACUAGUACUCAUUUCCAAAACAGUCUGAAUUUUUUUUUUGUUUGUUUUAUUGUGUAAUAAAAGAAGACGCGCACAGUCAA
Molecule: messenger RNA, 3129 nt
Organism: Hippocampus zosterae (dwarf seahorse)
Lineage: Eukaryota; Metazoa; Chordata; Actinopteri; Syngnathiformes; Syngnathidae
Gene: plekhg6
Product: pleckstrin homology domain containing, family G (with RhoGef domain) member 6
Exons: 13
Coding region: 84-2822 (912 amino acids)
Biological process (GO): endothelial cell migration; Rho protein signal transduction
Cellular component (GO): plasma membrane; endocytic vesicle; axon
Molecular function (GO): guanyl-nucleotide exchange factor activity
Source: RefSeq, a predicted model, not a curated record